UUUUUUUUUUGUUUGACUACGCACAUAUAUUACAAAAUGAAGUUUGAUUCAGCACCCAUUAUUCAGGAUGCACAAAUACCUCUUAGCCCUGCAGAAUUAGAGGUAUUACGAAGACAAUAUAUCAAAGAAGGAGAGUAUGUUACAAUUCAAACAAAAUUCAAUUAUGCAUGGGGUUUAAUUAAAUCAAAUAAAGCAGAACAUUUAGAAUUAGGCAUUAAACUAUUAACAGAGAUAUACACUGAUGCACCUGAGAGAAGAAGGGAAUGCUUAUAUUUUCUUGCAAUUGGCAAUUUUAAAAUAUCGAAUUAUUCUGAGGCAAGAAGAUUUAAUGAUCAAUUAUUAAAACUUGAACCUCGAAAUGAUCAAGCGUUGGCUUUAAAACAGUUGAUUGAUGAAAAAGUGUCAACAGAGGGAGUUAUUGGAUUGGCUAUUGUGAGCGGUGUUGUAGCAGUUGGUGCUGCUUUAAUUGCAGCAGUCGUGAAGCGUUCAAAAUAAUUAUAUAAAUGCAGAAUAUGAAUAAACUUAAAAUUAGCCCUUUUUUUUAUUUAUUUUUUAUUUUUA
Cokeromyces recurvatus is the source of this 561-nucleotide messenger RNA. RefSeq lists its product as uncharacterized. Bases 37 to 495 code for a protein of 152 amino acids. The record is from RefSeq and is a predicted model, not a curated record. The transcript is spliced from 4 exons. Gene Ontology annotation, cellular component: peroxisomal membrane; mitochondrial outer membrane. Gene Ontology annotation, molecular function: protein binding. NCBI's taxonomy places the organism in Eukaryota, Fungi, Mucoromycota, Mucoromycetes, Mucorales, Mucoraceae. Gene Ontology annotation, biological process: peroxisome fission; mitochondrial fission; autophagy of mitochondrion.